This is a messenger RNA of Juglans microcarpa x Juglans regia, 2318 nucleotides long. RefSeq names its product cytochrome P450 86A22-like. The record is from RefSeq and is a predicted model, not a curated record. Lineage: Eukaryota; Viridiplantae; Streptophyta; Magnoliopsida; Fagales; Juglandaceae. Gene Ontology annotation, molecular function: monooxygenase activity; heme binding; oxidoreductase activity, acting on paired donors, with incorporation or reduction of molecular oxygen. The coding region runs from base 471 to 2045 and encodes 524 amino acids. The transcript is spliced from 2 exons.
AAUUUCCUCAACGACAUCCGCGUACAUUAAUGGCAGUGGUUCAUAACCAAGCUGUUUAGUAAGGUCCACCGUCCAUGGAAUAGAUCAAUCAGAUGAUAGGAAACAAAUACAAAACUUAAUUUCAACUCAGCUCGGCCUUGCUUUGCCUGUUUGUAAUUAAUCAUCAGUCUUUCACUCACUCCUAUAAAGCACUUUUUCCUCAGCCUUCUUCUCCCUCACAUAUAAUUCAUGUAGUUCUUCCUUCAUCAACUCCUUAAUUUGAUCUCCAGCUCCUCCUCUUCCUUCCUUCACUUGCUUUCACACAUUCCAAGAAUUAACCAUUAUUUCUCGUCUUUCAAGGUUGGCAAAUCUGAAAGUUGCUGUGCUUGAACGUCCGCAGCGACGCCAUAUUUUCAUGUGCAUUGCUUGAGGUUCUUAGAUAUCGCAAGUCAAGAAAGGUGUUGUUCUUUACGUGUGGGUCCGUCGAUCAAAUGGAGAUAUCAACGGCGCUAAUGUUCUUAUCGGCUGUCUCUGUAUAUUUACUUUGGUUCAAAUUCAUCUCUCGGUCUUUGAGAGGCCCGCGUGUCUGGCCUCUAUUGGGGAGCCUGCCUGGUCUCAUCCAGCAUUCUAAUCGCAUGCAUGACUGGAUCGCGGACAAUCUUCGAACGUGCGGCGGCACGUACCAGACUUGCAUCUGUGCUCUUCCAUUUUUGGCUCGGAAACAGGGGCUCGUGACGGUCACAUCCGACCCUAAGAACGUGGAACACAUUCUUAAGGUCCGGUUCGAUAAUUACCCCAAGGGUCCAACCUGGCAGGCAGUGUUCCACGAUUUGCUCGGAGAUGGGAUCUUUAACUCCGAUGGUGACACUUGGCUAUUCCAACGAAAGACCGCCGCACUAGAAUUCACCACUCGGACGUUGCGCCAAGCCAUGGCUCGGUGGGUGAGUCGGGCCAUUAAGUUUAGGUUCUGCCCUAUUCUCGAGAUGGCUCAGCUAGAAGGAAAGUCGGUUGAUCUUCAAGACCUCUUGCUUCGGCUCACUUUCGAUAACAUCUGUGGCUUGGCUUUUGGUAAAGAUCCACAGACUCUAUCCAUGGGACUACCCGAGAAUGGCUUUGCUUUGGCUUUCGACCGAGCCACCGAAGCCACGCUGCAACGCUUUAUUGUGCCUGAGAUAGUGUGGAAGCUAAGGAAAUGGCUCCGGCUCGGAAUGGAAGUCAGCUUGAGCAAAAGCUUGCAACACAUCGACCAAUACUUAACCAACAUCAUCGACACACGUAAGCUCGAGCUGCAGAGUCAGCAACAAGGUGGCAUCGGGUCCCAGCACGAUGACCUGCUGUCAAGGUUCAUGAAGAAAAGGGAUUCCUACUCGGACGAAUUUCUCCAACACGUGGCUCUUAAUUUCAUCUUAGCUGGACGUGACACGUCGUCGGUCGCACUAAGCUGGUUUUUCUGGCUGGUUAGUCGAAACCCAAGAGUGGAAGAGAAAAUCCUCAUGGAAUUAUGCACCGUCCUGAUGGAGACACGUGGUAACGACCCCUCCAAGUUGGUAGAAGAUCCCUUAGUGUUUGAAGAAGUUGACCAAUUGAUAUACCUUAAGGCAGCAUUGUCCGAGACCUUAAGGCUUUACCCAUCUGUGCCUCAGGACUCGAAGCACGUAGUUGCAGAUGACAUAUUGCCAAGUGGAGCUUUUGUACCAGCGGGCUCAUCCAUCACAUAUUCCAUAUAUGCAAUCGGGCGCAUGGAGUUCAUUUGGGGAGAAGAUUGCCUCGAGUUUAAGCCCGAGAGAUGGUUAUCCCUAGACCAGAAGAAACUCGAGGUACAAGAUUCAUUUAAGUUUGUCGCCUUUAAUGCAGGUCCAAGGAUUUGUUUAGGGAAAGAUUUGGCUUAUUUGCAAAUGAAGUCGAUUGCGGCGGCGGUGCUGUUGCGACACCGGCUGUCGGUGGUGCCGGGCCACCGUGUGGAGCAGAAGAUGUCCUUGACGUUGUUCAUGAAGUACGGGCUCAAGGUUAAUGUGCAGGCAAGGGACUUGAAACCUAUCUUGGACAAGAUUUGCAUAGGUGCAUGAUGACAUAUGCACGCAUGCAGCUCUCAGUUAAUGGCAGUAUCAUGAGGGUGUCUAUUAUGCUACUAAAUCAUGAUUGGCAUCUGUCAUAUAUAUUUACAAGUUCUUAUAUAUAUACGUGUAUUUACUGUAAUCUGUGGAGGAAAGAAGGAUGCAUAUGGUGUGUCUAGGGAGUAAUAUGAUAAAUGGAUCAGAAGAUCAAUAGGAAUAUUGUAAUGAAGCGGCAGGAAUAUCGAGAUCGAGCUGCUAUUAAUUAUCAAAGAUUACAUUUGAUCA